UAUAAAUAUAGUCCAUGGGACAUGUGUACAAUAUGAACAGCACUUUGACUAUUUAUUAUCUACUCUCAAUAAUUUAACAAAACCUUUUUUUGUUCAGUUAGACUUCUCUAUUAAACUAUAUGAUAUCAUAAGUUUCUUUAUUCGUUUCAAUGUUUGUGUAAUAUGUUUUGAUUCAAAAAACAGAAGCACAUGUCUGUCAUUAGGUAGAAUAAAAUCAGCCACUGAUUUGGACUCCUCCACUAAAAAAAAGUAGGCUUACACGUACGUGUCAAUGGUCAAUGCCAAUGCCAAUCCCAAAUUAAUUCGCUAUAAAUACAUACAAAAACUCUAUUUUCAUCACCACCUCUUCAAUCAAAGCCAUAGAACAUAUUACUACUUUGGUUCAUUCGAUACACAUAUAAUUGAAACUCCAGAGAUAUUUAUAUAUUAGUUAAAUAUCGAAUGAAGAUGAAGUUCAUAAUUACAAAAUUAUUCUUCAUUCUCAUAAUGGGCUUGUCCAAUAUGGCAAUGUCCCCUAAUAUUGCUAGUGCAGCAUCAAUACAUCAACAAGACCACGAUGAUGAUCAUCAUCAUAAAAACAACGGAGAAAUAGUUUAUAAUAAAGAAUUGUCCUCUUCUUCUUUUUGGAAUCAAAAACAUGAAGAGGAGCGAUUCUUCUGGCCGAUAAGGAAGAGGGCGAAUAGGCGGCCAACAUGCAAGAACAUCCCAAGGAUUUGUCUGGCCAAGGGCAGCCCAGGGCCGAGUUGUUGCAAGAAGAAGUGCGUUGAUUUUGUGAGAGACCGCCAUAACUGCGGCAAAUGUGGGAAGAAAUGCAAAUACAAUCAGAUAUGUUGCAAUGGCAAAUGUGUCAACCACUCUUUUAAUAAAAGGCAUUGCGGUGGCUGCAACAACAAGUGUAGCAAUGGAGGCUUUUGUGCUUUUGGUCUUUGCAGCUAUGCAUAAAGAGAUAAUGAAACAUCACUAAAUAUAUGUUGUGUAAUAAGUUACUAUUCCAAUUCUUUCAUUGUUAUACACACGAAAAAAAAAACCCUACCAUAGUUAGUCAUAUAUAUGUGUGUUUCGUUAUUAAAUAUCUACAUUUAGUUUCAUUAAUUUUUAAUGUUGUGAGAGUAUCAACAUACUAGGGGACGAUAUUAUAACAAUUGAAAAUUAUAUAUAUUCAAAAAAUUUAUAUUUUUAUAG
Messenger RNA from Cannabis sativa, 1182 nucleotides. Its product is annotated as stigma-specific STIG1-like protein 1. Lineage: Eukaryota; Viridiplantae; Streptophyta; Magnoliopsida; Rosales; Cannabaceae. The record is from RefSeq and is a predicted model, not a curated record. Bases 442 to 942 code for a protein of 166 amino acids. The transcript has a single exon.